Messenger RNA from Hydra vulgaris (swiftwater hydra), 1095 nucleotides. Its product is annotated as ubiquitin recognition factor in ER-associated degradation protein 1. Gene Ontology annotation, cellular component: VCP-NPL4-UFD1 AAA ATPase complex. Gene Ontology annotation, molecular function: polyubiquitin modification-dependent protein binding. The record is from RefSeq and is a predicted model, not a curated record. NCBI's taxonomy places the organism in Eukaryota, Metazoa, Cnidaria, Hydrozoa, Anthoathecata, Hydridae.
AGUAAUUAUUAAUAGAAAAAAACAUAUCAAAGUUAUCACAUUAAUCAAAAACAAAAAAUGUUUAAUUUCGGAAUGUUUGCUAGCAAUUUACCUCUAUCAUUUAACACACAAUAUAGAUGCUACUCAGUUGCUAUGUUAAGUGGCAAUGAAAGAAAAGAUGUUGAACGAGGAGCUAAAAUUAUCUUGCCACCUUCUGCUCUAGACAUUUUAACUCGUCUUAAUAUUGUAUACCCUAUGUUAUUUAAACUGACCAAUCAUCGACUAAAGAAAUACACUCAUUGUGGUGUUUUGGAGUUUGUUGCAGAUGAAGGAAAAGCCUAUAUUCCUCAUUGGAUGAUGCAGAGUCUUCUAUUAAGUGAGGGGGAUUUGAUCAACAUUCAGAGUGCUACGCUACCUGUUGCUACAUUUGCAAAAUUUCAACCUCAAACAGUUGAUUUUCUUGAUAUAACUGAUCCUAAGGCUGUUUUAGAAAAAGUAUUGCGUUCAUUUGCUUGUCUUACAAAAGGAGAUUUAAUUGCAAUAAAGUAUAAUGAUAAGGAUUAUGAAUUACUAGUUCUUGAAACUAAACCACAGGAUGCAGUUUCUAUCAUUGAGUGUGACAUGCAGGUUGAUUUUGCACCUCCUGUUGGUUAUGUUGAUCCAAAAAAAGAACCCGAGAAAAAAAAGUCAGAAGAAGAAGAUGAAAUAUCAUUCGAUGGUAUUCCAGAAGAGUAUAUAGACAGAGGAAAAGAAAAGCUUUUUCCUGGUACAGGAGUUACUCUACAUGGUAAAAAAAAGCGUUCAAAAGACAUUGUAGAUGGUGAAUCGCCUGUCAAACCAAUUAUUAUAAAAAGAGGUAUACCUGAUCUGAAGUAUAAAAUAGGUACUUUAGUGUUUAAGAGAAAACCUAUUCGACCUUCUGACCAAACAGAGAAUAAUUCUGGUCCGAUAUUUCGAGCAUUCGAGGGAGAAGGGGUUUCUUUGCGGAAGAAAAAGUUAUAAAGCAUUAAAUAUUUGACGAUUUAUUAUGUUUAUAUUUAUUUAUAUUGUUUCAACUAUUUUAAUGAUUAUUAAAAGCUUAUUUUUUAUAUUUUCCAAAGAAUAUCUGACAACUUA